UAGAUCUUUUUGUAACUAGACUAUGGACUUGUUCUUCAGUGCGUAUUUUAAGUGGGUUGUGAGCUUAAAAAGUUUAUAUAAUUCAGCCUAUUUGUCAGUUUUAAGUUAAGUGAAUUGGUUAUUAUACUAACUAAAACAGUGUGUGUCAUUUAGCUUUCUGGUUUUGAAAACGCUCAUUUUAUUUUUUUAAAGUAGUCAAAAUAAUAGUGAAUACACAACUUUUAAAUGACACGACAGUUCACAAUACCUUUUCAAAAUGGCAAGUUCUUUAGAUUCAGUUUAUAAAAGUUCAGAUUCAGUGAAAGACUAUUCUUGUAUUGGAUGCAUAAGUAAAAAUAUAGAAAAAAGUGCUGAUUUUUUUUGUGAAACAUGUUGGAAGUGUUUUUGCGAAAAAUGCCUUUAUCAUCACGAUAAAGUAUUUGUAAACCAUUUGACAUAUGGUAGAAGAGAAACAAGUAAAUGGCCUCUUGAAAAGGCAAUUGAGGAUUUGCUACUGAAAUGCGAUAUUCACAACAAUGAGAAGCUAAAAGUGUUCUGCCAGGAUCACAGUCAGCUGUGUUGCUGUGACUGCCUUUUACUGAAUCACAGACAGUGUACAAAUUUGGCUCUAAUUUCGGAAUCAGUCAAAAAAUUGUCUGUGGAUAUGCAGCAGUUGUCAAACAAAAUUCAAUCAAUUAUAGCUGAUCUAAAUAAGUUUAAGAGAGUACAAGAGGCCAGCAUUCAGUCCAUUGAAGGAUCAUAUGAUGAAAAAUUGCAAGAAAUUAGAACCCAGCGUAAGAAAUUAAAUGCAGCUCUUGAUGAACUAGAAAAUAAAACUUUGAAAGAACUAGAUGAAAUUAGGACCACAUUGCAAACCUCUCUUAAGAAAGACGUUGACAACUGUGGCAGACUGAAAGCUGAACUGCAACAACUCAGUGAAGCUGUACAGGGCCUUUGUGAUAAGAGCAUUAAAGACAUAGAGUUCAUAGCCAGAAGGAAAUGUCUGGAUAAGAUACAGGAGUCUGAGAGUUUCCUGAAGAAGAACCCAGUGAAGGUUCAGAGUUCAAUAAUAUUCAAGGCAAACAUUGACAUUGAGCAGUACCUGUCUCGACAGUCUAGUCUAGGGACAAUUGUAGACAGUAUGCAGUCUCUGAAACUUAAAAUGAAUCGAGACCAGGUGUUGACUGUGAAGAGAAAGUGCGAGUAUAAUGUGAAAAUAUCAGGUGACACCAGUGGGUAUUGCAAUAUAACAGGCAUUUGCAGCCUUCCUAGUGGUCAUAUCAUUAUUACUGAUUACAAUAAUAAGAAAGUGAAACUGUUGGACAAGCAUUACAAUGUGUCCAGUCACUGUGAUUUGCCUAGUUCUCCAGUGGACAUGUGUCAAAUCACAGCAAGUGAGAUGGCUGUGACUCUUGGUUCUGAUGGUGUGCAGUUCAUGUCUGUGAGCAAUGGGCAGCUGGUGAAUGGGAGGAAGUUACAGUUACCAUUAGCAGCUUUCGGCAUUGCCCACCACCAGGGAGCAUUGUAUAUCACCUCUGGAACUGGUCUCUACCACUUCACACUGGAUGGGACACUUGUGAAAAAGCUUUAUGAGGGUAAAGUGUUCAGAUGUGCUUUGAAUCCUGCUGGUGACAUGAUCUAUGUCACUAUUUACAACCAGAACAAGCUUUUCACACUGGCCACAGACGGCAGCCUUAUAUAUACCUUCACCAAUCCUGAAUUACAAUUUCCAUGGGGUGUCCAUGUCACUCCUGAUAGACACGUCCUUUGCUGUGCAUACAGGUCCAAUACUGUAUUACAGGUGGAUCAUGAGGGUAAAAAGAAACUGGCAACUCUGGCUUCACAGAGAGAUGGACUUUUCCAUCCAGUGUCUGUCUGCUACAAUAGGCAAACUCACCAAAUCAUUGUGGGACUACAACAUAACAAUAAAAUCAUAGUUAUUGAAUUGCAAUAGCUCCUCUAGUUGAUUAAAACAUCAAUAUAAACACUGUUAUAAAUAUAAUUAAUUAAUAAUUUAAUUUCAAAUUUUUCUUCGAAUGACAUAUUUAGUCAUAUCGCUUAAUGUAUUGGUUAAGAACAGAGCAUAAUUAUACAAUUUCUUUUAUUAUUCUCUAUUUAAUAAUCUAUAUUUUUAAAAUGAGUUUUUUAAUGUACCUUAGAGAUUGUACCAUUUAAAAAAUCAUGUAACAGUAUGACCAUUCUUUAUGUUGAUGCUGAUUAGUUUUGUUGUGUGGCUUCUUGUCAGGUAUUGUUUGUCACUAAACAAAUGUUAUGUACAUAAUAAUUAUUAUAAUUUGUUAAGCCAAUGCAAAUAUUCUAAAUAUGUUUCAUUAUCCUAUAGCAAUUAUUUAGAGAAAAUUAUGUUUCUGUAAUUUAUGUGUUGCUGUUUUUUAAUAAAAAUAAUGGUAUUA
This is a messenger RNA of Dreissena polymorpha, 2390 nucleotides long. RefSeq lists its product as uncharacterized. NCBI's taxonomy places the organism in Eukaryota, Metazoa, Mollusca, Bivalvia, Myida, Dreissenidae. Gene Ontology annotation, molecular function: zinc ion binding; protein binding. The transcript has 3 exons. Bases 257 to 1933 code for a protein of 558 amino acids. The record is from RefSeq and is a predicted model, not a curated record.